Amyelois transitella is the source of this 2739-nucleotide messenger RNA. RefSeq names its product ribonucleoside-diphosphate reductase large subunit (gene RnrL). NCBI's taxonomy places the organism in Eukaryota, Metazoa, Arthropoda, Insecta, Lepidoptera, Pyralidae. Bases 160 to 2556 code for a protein of 798 amino acids. The transcript has 5 exons. Gene Ontology annotation, cellular component: ribonucleoside-diphosphate reductase complex. Gene Ontology annotation, molecular function: ribonucleoside-diphosphate reductase activity, thioredoxin disulfide as acceptor; ATP binding. The record is from RefSeq and is a predicted model, not a curated record. Gene Ontology annotation, biological process: deoxyribonucleotide biosynthetic process; DNA replication.
UGAUUGUCAACGUCAACUUUUGGUGAAUCUACUUGUUCGGUGUUUCAUUUUAAUUUUGAAAAUAAAAUAAAGUUUUAUACAUUUGCGGUACUGUCCCCAGAUAAUAUAUCUUGUUUGUUAUUUUUAUUACCGAAUAGAAAACAACAAGUUAUAAUAACAAUGGUGGGGAAAAUGAACAAGCUAUUUGUUCACAAAAGAGGUGGCAGAAUGGAGGAAGUUCACAUUGAUAAAAUUACAUCGAGGAUCAAAAAACUUUGCUACGGACUAAAUAUGGACUUUGUGGAUCCAGUGUCAAUAACUCUGAAAGUGAUAAGUGGAAUCUACUCAGGGGUGACCACUGUAGAACUGGAUAAUUUAGCUGCUGAAACAGCAGCUACAAUGACAACUGAUCAUCCGGAUUAUGCUAUUUUAGCAGCUAGACUGGCUAUCUCAAACUUGCACAAAGAAACCAAAAAGCAUUUCUCAGAUGUAAUAACAGAUCUGUACAAUAUUAUUAAUCCGCAUACUAAGAAGAGAUCCCCUAUGAUUUCUGAAUUCCAUUAUAAUGUAGUUAUGAAGCACAAGGAAAGAUUGGACUCUGCAAUAGUAUAUGAUAGGGAUUUCAAAUAUAAUUACUUUGGAUUCAAAACUCUUGAAAGAUCAUAUUUGCUGAAAAUCAAUAAUAAGGUUGCCGAGAGACCGCAGCAUAUGUUAAUGAGAGUUUCUAUCGGAAUACAUGGUGAAGAUGUUGAUGCCGCCAUUCAGACAUACAAUUUAUUAUCUGAGAAAUAUUUCACUCAUGCGAGUCCAACUCUUUUUGCUGCUGCCACCCCUAGACCACAGUUGUCUUCAUGUUUUCUUGUUGCUAUGAGAGAUGACAGCAUUGAGGGGAUAUAUGACACUUUGAAACAGUGUGCUUUGAUCUCUAAAUCAGCUGGUGGUAUUGGUGUUCAUGUGCACUGCAUUAGAGCCAAAGGCACCUACAUUGCUGGAACAAAUGGUGUCUCAAAUGGUAUAGUGCCUAUGUUGCGUGUUUACAAUAACACUGCCAGAUAUGUGGACCAAGGCGGCAAUAAACGGCCGGGCGCUUUCGCAGUGUAUUUAGAACCCUGGCAUGCUGAUAUAUUCGAGUUUCUAGAUUUAAAAAAGAAUCAUGGUAAAGAGGAAGUACGUGCAAGAGAACUCUUUUAUGCACUGUGGAUUCCAGAUUUAUUUAUGAAACGUGUUGAAAAAAAUGAAGAUUGGAGUAUUAUGUGCCCUCAUGAUUCUCCAGGUUUAGCCGAUUGCUGGGGUGAAGAGUUUGAGGCUUUGUAUGAAAAAUAUGAACAGGAAAAACGUUAUGUGAAACAAGUCAAAGCACAGAUACUGUGGAAAGCUAUUAUUGAAGCACAAGUAGAAACUGGAACACCAUAUAUGUUAUACAAGGAUGCCUGUAAUAGGAAGAGUAAUCAGAAAAAUCUAGGCACAAUUAAAUGUAGCAACUUGUGCACAGAAAUUGUUGAGUAUACAUCUGCAGAUGAAACAGCAGUUUGUAACUUAGCAUCUAUUGCUUUGAACAUGUUUGUGAAUGAUGACAAAACUUACAACUUUACCAAACUUAAAGAGGUCACAAAGAUAGUUACCCAGAAUCUAAAUAAAAUUAUUGAUGUCAAUUACUAUCCAGUGCCUGAAGCCCAAAAAUCAAAUAUGAGGCACAGACCUAUUGGAAUCGGUGUACAAGGAUUAGCAGAUACAUUUGUAUUAAUGCGCAUACCAUAUGAAAGUGAAACUGCUAUCAAACUGAACCAACAAAUAUUUGAAACUAUUUAUUACGGAGCUUUAGAGGCAAGUUGUGAAUUGGCAGAAAAAUAUGGGGUGUAUGAGACAUAUCAUGGUAGUCCUGUCAGUCAGGGGAUAUUACAAUAUGAGAUGUGGAACAAAACUCCAACAGACCUCUGGGACUGGCAGGCAUUGAAAGACAAAAUUGCAAAACAUGGACUUCGCAAUUCACUACUAGUAGCUCCUAUGCCUACUGCUUCAACAGCACAAAUACUUGGAAACAAUGAAUCUUUUGAGCCUUUCACAUCUAAUAUUUACCAAAGACGUGUAUUAUCAGGAGAAUUCCAAGUUGUCAAUCAUCACUUAUUGCGUGAUUUAACAGAAGCUGAGCUAUGGGAUGAAGAUAUGAAAAAUCUCAUUAUUCAUAAUAAUGGAUCAAUUCAAAAUAUUGAAACCAUUCCCAAAGAUAUAAGAGACUUGUACAAAACUGUUUGGGAGAUUUCAGUCAAAACUACCAUUCAAAUGGCGGCAGACAGAGGUGCAUUCAUAGAUCAAAGCCAGUCAUUUAAUAUACAUGUAGCUGAGCCAAAUUAUGGAAAACUAACUUCUAUACACUUUUAUGCUUGGAAAAUGGGUCUCAAAACUGGAAUGUAUUAUCUACGAACAAAGCCUGCCGCCAAUGCUAUUCAAUUUACAGUGGAUAAGAGCAAGGUUAGGGGAAAAGUGACAAAUGGAAAAUCAGAAGCCGAUGACGCAAAUAUGGCGGCUAUUACAUGUUCUUUGCAAAACAAAGAUGAGUGUAUGAGCUGUGGCUCGUAGUAACAUAAAGAUUUGCCUUGAGAAAGUUAAUCACAAAAUUAUAAUUUAAGAACUAAUGUUUUAUCAAGCCUAGCCUAAUAUGUCACUGAAUUCCUAUGCUUUAUUAUUUAAAUGUAUUUCGAUUGAUUUAAUUGCAUUUGCUGUAUUUUUAUAAUCAAGAUUAAAUUACUACUUACUUUACAA